UCACUAAGCCUCGUGCUUACAGUGUCAGUUUUGGUUUCAGGGGGAGUGUUUGGGAUAAGAUUUGUGAUAGAUAGGAGAGAUUGUUUUUCACAAAAAUUCGAGUAUGAUGUGACAGUUCGAUAUUCGUUUGUGGUUAUUAAUGUUGAAGAUCAUGAUGAUAUUCACUAUACGGAAUAUCCCACCGAUCUUGUGGUGAAGGGACCUAAGGGUGAACAAAUUCACGAUUUUCGUGACAAAAUAAGUGGCAAAUCUGAUUUCGUUGUGCAUAAUGAAGGCGUUUAUCAGUUCUGUUUCUCUAACAAAUCGCCCUACAUGGAAACCGUAGACUUUGAUGUCCAUUCUAGCCACUUUUAUAACGAUGUGAAACAUGCACAAAAUGAUCAUUUGAAUUCGAUUAUGGAACAAAUAUCUAAGUUGGAAGAUGCUCUAUAUAAGAUUCAAUUUGAACAACAUUGGCUUGAGGCUCAGGCUGAUCGACAUGCAAUAAUAAAUGAAAAAAUGAGUAAGAGAGCUAUGCACAAAGCUCUCGGGGAAUCUGCUGCUUUGAUCGGUGCUAGCAUACUACAAGUGUACCUUCUCAAACGUCUCUUUGAACGAAAGAUUGGGAUGUAAAAGCUUAAUUAAUGCAUGAUCGAUCUUAGAAUGUUUACACUCUUCACUGUGGUAGACUUUUUUUUUUAUUAUUGAUGUUAUUAAACUAUCUAUCUAUAUAGACAUACAGACAACUAGACAAGUUUCCACUUGUAACUAUGUAUCAUAAGACAUGUGGAAAUAAAAGAAUUAGUUACUUUUCAACAU
This is a messenger RNA of Lactuca sativa (garden lettuce), 798 nucleotides long. Its product is annotated as transmembrane emp24 domain-containing protein p24beta2. Lineage: Eukaryota; Viridiplantae; Streptophyta; Magnoliopsida; Asterales; Asteraceae. The record is from RefSeq and is a predicted model, not a curated record.